GGCGGGUGCGCGCAUAGCCAGCCGGGAAUGAACGGACCGGCGCCAAUGGUAGGCGCCGGCGGUGGUGGAGGGGGGGAAGGUGGCAAAGUGAGCGCCCUUCCUUGGCGCGUCCUCCUCCUCUUCCUCCCGCUUUUCCUCCAUUCAUUGCCCAUCGCCUCCCCCUCCCUACGCCGUCCUCUCAGGGCGCCACCGCCGCCAUGGAGGCGCUGAUCCCGGUCAUCAACAAGCUGCAGGACGUCUUUAACACGGUGGGCGCUGAUAUCAUCCAGCUGCCGCAGAUCGUGGUGGUCGGGACGCAGAGCAGUGGGAAAAGUUCUGUGCUGGAAAGUCUGGUGGGGAGGGACCUGCUCCCGAGAGGCACUGGGAUUGUCACCCGGAGACCCCUCAUCCUGCAGCUGGUGCACGUUUCUGCAGAGGAUCGCCGGAAAACAGCUGGAGAUGAAAACGACCCUGCAACGUGGAAACAUGCAAGGCACCUUUCUAAAGGGAUUGAUGCUGAAGAAUGGGGGAAAUUUCUGCACACCAAAAACAAGCUGUACACAGACUUCGAUGAAAUUAGGCAAGAAAUAGAAAAUGAAACUGAAAGGAUUUCAGGAAAUAAUAAGGGGAUCAGCCCUGAACCAAUUCAUCUAAAGAUUUUUUCUCCUAAUGUUGUCAACCUGACCCUUGUAGAUUUACCAGGAAUAACAAAGGUACCUGUGGGUGAUCAACCAAAGGAUAUUGAACUUCAGAUCCGAGAACUAAUCCUUAGAUUCAUUAGUAACCCAAAUUCUAUUAUUCUGGCAGUCACUGCUGCUAACACGGACAUGGCCACUUCUGAGGCGCUUAAAAUAGCGCGGGAGGUGGAUCCAGAUGGACGGCGCACCCUUGCCGUGAUCACAAAGCUGGAUCUCAUGGAUGCUGGUACUGAUGCUAUGGAUGUCCUUAUGGGAAGAGUGAUACCUGUUAAACUGGGCAUCAUUGGUGUGGUGAAUAGGAGUCAGUUGGAUAUUAACAACAAGAAGAGUGUCACUGAUUCAAUUCGAGACGAGUAUGCUUUUCUCCAGAAGAAGUAUCCCUCUCUAGCCAAUCGGAAUGGCACAAAGUACCUUGCUAGGACACUCAACAGGUUACUCAUGCAUCACAUCAGGGAUUGCUUACCAGAACUGAAAACCAGAAUCAAUGUUCUAGCUGCUCAGUAUCAGUCUCUGCUGAACAGCUAUGGAGAGCCUGUGGAUGACAAGAGUGCCACGUUGCUACAGCUGAUUACCAAAUUUGCCACUGAAUAUUGCAACACCAUUGAAGGGACAGCAAAAUACAUAGAGACUUCAGAACUAUGCGGUGGAGCUAGGAUUUGCUACAUUUUUCAUGAAACCUUUGGGCGUACCUUAGAAUCAGUUGAUCCACUUGGUGGCCUUAACACCAUUGACAUCUUGACGGCCAUUAGAAAUGCUACUGGUCCCCGCCCGGCCUUGUUUGUACCUGAAGUUUCAUUUGAGCUGCUGGUCAAGAGGCAAAUCAAACGAUUGGAAGAGCCCAGCUUGCGAUGUGUCGAGCUUGUUCACGAGGAAAUGCAGAGGAUUAUUCAGCAUUGUAGCAAUUACAGUACACAGGAAUUGCUGAGGUUUCCAAAACUCCAUGAUGCUAUCGUUGAGGUUGUGACUAGUCUUUUGCGUCGAAGGCUACCAGUUACAAACGAAAUGGUUCACAAUUUGGUAGCCAUUGAGUUGGCCUAUAUCAACACUAAACAUCCAGAUUUUGCAGAUGCUUGUGGGCUAAUAAACAACAACAUAGAGGAGCAAAGGCGGAACAGGUUAGCCAGAGAGAUGCCUUCUGCUGGGUCACGAGACAAAUCCACUAAGCCUCCUGGUGUUUUAGCACCAUCCACCCAGGAGACCUCUACUGCUGGUUCUGCCGAGGUUGAUGGCAAGACAUCCUCUGCUGUGGGAGAGGGAGGCCAGGAAACCGGAACAGGCAACUGGAGAGGAAUGUUGAAAACAUCCAGAGCUGAGGAGAUAUUAGCCGAGGAAAAGUCAAAACCAGUAACGGUCCUACCUGCCAGCCCUCAAAAGUGCCAUGCUGUAAAUUUGCUGGAUGUGCCUGUUCCUGUUGCACGUAAGCUUUCAGCCCGAGAGCAACGAGACUGUGAGGUGAUUGAACGCCUUAUCAAAUCCUACUUCCUAAUUGUGAGGAAGAACAUACAAGACAGUGUGCCAAAAGCAGUGAUGCAUUUUCUGGUUAACCACGUGAAAGACUCUCUUCAGAGUGAGCUAGUGGGACAGCUGUACAAAGCCUUAUUGCUAGAUGACCUUUUGACUGAAUCAGAGGACAUGGCUCAGCGCAGGAAGGAGGCAGCCGACAUGUUACAGGCCUUGCAACGAGCCAGUCAGAUUAUUGCUGAGAUUCGAGAGACACACCUUUGGUGAAUGGUUUCUCCAACUGGGUGAAGAAAUGGAUGACUUGAAAAUUGCUAGCUGUUGUAUACUUAUGAACUUCUGUGUGUACUGCAGCAUGUAUAAAUCUCCUCCUGUAAAGACAGUUCAGUUUGGCUUUUUAUGGACAAGAAAGAAUGCUGUACUUCACAAAACGAGUCCCAAGUCUGUUCUCCUUUGAGGGACCGGACUGACCUGGACUUGGAGAAAGAACCAUGUAAAAAUUCCAGUGCCUGGCUUGCUAAACGAGUUGCCUGUGGAUAGGAUGAACAGUGUAGUAUUGUGAUGUAGCCUUUUCAGCUGGAUUUGCAAUAUAGGUUUUUCAACCAUGAACAAACGACAACACAAUAUUUUCUUUAGUAUGAAUUAAAUUGCAUGCACUCUAAAAUUUCAAGCGGAUAAACGGCACAGUAGAAAUACUGCCUGAUAACUAUGUAAUGUGUACCCUCAUGUUUUAGAAUGUCAAAAGAAAUAUUUGGCCAACUUACAAACUGCAUUGGUUAUUUGUGUCCUUUUAGCUAGAUACAUACGGAAUAAGUAGAGAUUCUGCUAAAUAAUCAGAAUUUUGAAGAAUCCUAUAUCCCCCUGGCUGGGACCAAGAAACCUGGACCAUCAACUUAAGAUCCAGACUAAAAAACAGCAACAUUAAAAAGUAUUGUGGCAGAUCAGGUUUCUCUUAAACAAUUGUGGAACGAGGUAAAGAACCUUUAGAAACUAUUGAAGUAAAGACAGCUGCUUCUUAGAUUAAUUUAAUGGCUCCGACCCAUUACUAUGUUCUCAAGCUAAUUUUAGGUGUCAGUGUGAUAACUUGCUUGACUAUCUACCAUACUCACCAAAAUCAACAGUAAUUAGUUCCUGAAGAUUUUAUAAAUUUUAUGUUUAAAACACAAUAGGUCUGUUCACACAUGACACUCUUCCUGCAUGGAGGAAAAAUAUGUGUCACGUUUGAAGUACCGUGUUUUUAGUUCACUGUGACGUGUGUAUCCUAAGCAGCCAUACUGCCUUACUCAAUCAGUGUAUGGGGGGGGGAGGGAAUAAACCCUUGGGCUUCACAUAUUGUGUAUAGGAUUUUAUCCACUCAGCUCUUGCACUACAGGCUGAAAAUAUUAAUCUGAUCUUAAAUACAAUUGAGACAAAAGGUUUUUUAUAUUUAAUUAAAACAUUCAGUAGCAGUUUGAAAACAUGCUAUUGCUGUCUUCUUCCUCCCCUUAUAUUAUAUUGAAACUUAAAUGCAAUGGUGCCAUUAAGUGUGUGUGCACUUCACCUCCCUAAAAAUCAUACAGCAAACAUAGGAAAAUAAAAUUGUGCUUUAAAAUAACUUCUGCAGCUUUGACAAAUCUGUAGGGCAAGGUAUGUACUAAACUCAGUAGGAAGUGCUAUGUUAUUCUCCUGAGAGGUAACUUAAUUCCUUCUAAGUUGAAUGAAGCCGCACUAGCAUCUGCCAACUUAGAAUCACCUCUUAUCUCAUUCCCUCUAUUAUGAUUAGGCAUUCGUGCCAUUGCUUAUGUAGCCAAAAGGCAGCACCCCAAGCACAUGAGGGUGGCAUUAGGCUGCUUGAGGGAAAUCCAGUGUUUGCAGAAGUACUCUCUAGCUAGCUAAUCUCAAGGGAAACCCUCAAACAGCCAAAGAAGAAUAAGUAUACCCAGUGGCCAUGAAAUGGUGCUGACUGACAUUUGGGGGGGGGGAUGGGGGAUGCCAGAUGGACAGAAGGCCGGAAUGGGUAUCUUAGGGAACGGGAACACUCUACUACAGCAACAUUCAACACUGAUGGUGGUAUAAAUGUAGACUGCAGCGUUCAUGCUUGACUAACAAGUAAUUGUCUGUCAAAGGUGAAACCUUGCAGAAGCCACACUUUUUUUUUUUAACCUACUGAUAGUAUAAAUCAGGUCUAGCCCUCCAGAUUUUGCUGAACUACAACUCGUAUCAGCCCUGGCGUUUGGUCAUGCUUGCUAGGGCAGAUGGGAGUUGUAGUUCAGCAACAUCUAAGGGCCAAAGAUUUCCCAUCUCUGAUUUAAAACCUCACCCUCAUCAGAAGAUUUCAAGAUAGUGUACGAAAGUGUGAAUAAAGCAUUUAAAUAUACAAUCACCCUAUUCCUAUUCUGGCACAUAUUGUCAUUCAUAAAUACCCCCUUUAAGUGGUCCUUAGAGGUGGAUACUAUUUCUAGGUCAUAAGGUUGUAGGGCAGAAACAAACUUUCCAGCCUAGAUACUGCAUCUCAGUUCAUGACACUUCUAUGGUAACGAUGGAUUUUGAAGCACAUGCUACAUUUUCAAAGAUAAGAUGUUGAGAGUAUAGAAUAGAUCACAGAUGGAUAACCAACUCUGUUAGAAUUCCUAAAGGGAAUCUUGCCCUGAAAAAACAUUCACCUACAUCAGGAAUGAGCAACUGCCAGCCUGCCAACCAAAUGUAGCCCCUGGAGCUUCCUUGCUUGACCUGCACCAUCCUCUCUUCACCCCACCCCUGCUGCAAUUAGGCUUGGGUCUAUUGGCUCCAACAGACAUCUUAAGGGUGGGGGUCUGUCUACCUUGAGGAUGCUGCUGGGAGGGAAGGUUAACCCACAUUUUCAACAUCACACACCACCCCUUCAGCAAUUAGGCUUGAAAAAACACUAAAAUUCUUUUUUCAAGCCUAUUUGGGGGGGGGUAUGGUGUAUGUUUGCAGGGGUGGCCAUGGCCACAUGAGGCAUGUGGCACCUGAAGAGCUAGAUGAGGGAAUGCAGCUUUGGGGCAAUAAAAAAGUUUCCUAGUAAAGAUCGGAUUGCCCAUCAAAACCUUAACUCUUCACACUGCCUUGAAGUUUGCAAAUAGACAAUUUCAAUCUUGCGUAGUUCAAAGCAGUCACAGUAUUAGCAGCUGUGAAUAAAUUUAAAACAGCUAAUGAAUACUCAUAAUGCUGUAUGAAUACUUUCAGUACUGCUUGCACAGGACACAGCACACCAAAUUUUUAUAAAAUUAGCAUGCUAGGUACAUACUAUGUACUUUGACUGCAUUUAGAGUGAUUUUUCUUCCUAUCUUUAGUAACAUAAUGUAUCCAAGGCAAUGGAAGUCUUCUGAUAUAGCUGUACAUAUUUUAAAAAAUUGUCCAGUGCAAUUUAUGAUCAUCGAAAAUUAGUAAAUUGAAGAUCAUUAGCUUAUAAAGAUUGAAGAGCAGGCAUCCAGCAUCAGUACCACAUGUAUGUAGUUACUGUUGUAAAUAAAGCUGACUGUGUGAAAGCGACAGUUUUACAUCAAUAAAUCACUUUUCAAAGUA
Molecule: messenger RNA, 5660 nt
Organism: Rhineura floridana
Lineage: Eukaryota; Metazoa; Chordata; Lepidosauria; Squamata; Rhineuridae
Gene: DNM1L
Product: dynamin 1 like
Exons: 20
Coding region: 198-2405 (735 amino acids)
Biological process (GO): mitochondrial fragmentation involved in apoptotic process; mitochondrial fission
Cellular component (GO): membrane; cytoplasm; mitochondrion
Molecular function (GO): microtubule binding; GTP binding; GTPase activity
Source: RefSeq, a predicted model, not a curated record